UCAAGCGGAACGAGUGACUCCUCCUCAGGGCUCUCUCAAGCCCCCUAUCCUUGCUGUCUUGAAACCUAGAAGUCAGUCAAGCUCUUCGAGGAAUUCCGGACUGUUGCCUGAGAAUUCGCUUUCACAGCGAUUGUCUGGCAUAUAACGCGCGGUUAUUAAAUGUCGGGGUAAUUAAUGAUCCCGUGUGCAGAGAACCCCGUGGGAGGCCGAGGGGCCGGGACCGAAAAUGGUCACAAUUUGGGUUUGCAGCAAAAAUGCUUUCAGAACAGACCGCAGUCCUGGGGACAGGAUGGGAGUCAAUGAAUGUCCAGCUGGAUGGAGCAGAGCCUCAGGUGGAAAGGGGAAGCCAAGAAGAGGGGCCAUGGAGAACAGCACCAGGGCCACUGGAACACCUAUGCUGUGACCUUGAAGAGGAGCCACAGUCCCUUCAGGAGAAGGCUCAGUCAGCUCCCUGGGUUCCUGCCAUUCCCCAGGAGGGGAGCACCGGAGAUUGGGAGAUGGCAGCUGCACUUCUUGCGGCAGGAUCACAGGGCCUGGUAACCAUCAAGGAUGUGUCAUUGUGCUUCUCUCAGGAGGAGUGGCGGAGCCUGGACCCUUCUCAGACAGACUUUUAUGGAGAAUAUGUCAUGCAGGAAAACUGUGGGAUAGUGGUCUCUCUAAGAUUUCCAAUUCCCAAACUGGACAUGCUUUCUCAACUGGAAGGAGGGGAAGAACAAUGGGUUCCUGACCCUCAGGACUUGGAGGAGAGGGACAUCCUGAGGGUCACAUACACAGGAGAUGGAAGUGAGCACGAGGGUGAUACCCCUGAACUAGAAGCAGAACCUCCCCGAAUGUUAUCUAGUGUGUCUGAAGAUACUGUUCUCUGGAACCCAGAACAGGAUGAGAGCUGGGAUUCCAUGCCCAGGGGCUCCAGAGGAAUGCUCCUGGGCCCACCUUUUCUUCAGGAAGAUAGCUUCUCAAACCUUCUAUGUAGCACAGAGAUGGAUUCCCUGUUAAGACCACACACAUGCCCCCAAUGUGGGAAACAGUUUGUGUGGGGCUCCCACCUUGCCAGGCACCAGCAAACACACACUGGGGAGCGGCCCUACAGCUGCCUCAAGUGUGAAAAGAGCUUCGGGCGAAGACACCACCUGAUCCGGCACCAGAAAACCCACCUACAUGACAAGCCCAGCAGGUGCUCAGAGUGUGGCAAGAAUUUCCGAUGCAACUCCCAUCUGGCCAGCCACCAGAGAGUGCAUGCGGAAGGCAAAUCCUGCAAGGGCCAAGAGGUUGGAGAGAGCCCAGGGGCUAGGAAACGGCAGCGUGCCCCACCAGUGCCAAAAUGCCAUGUGUGCACUGAGUGUGGGAAGAGUUUUGGCCGACGGCACCACCUGGUGAGACACUGGCUGACCCAUACUGGGGAGAAGCCCUUCCAGUGCCCUCGCUGUGAAAAGAGCUUUGGCCGUAAACAUCACCUGGACAGACACCUGCUGACCCACCAGGGACAAAGUCCCCGGAGCAGCUGGGACAGAGGGACAGCUGUCUUUUGAAAUCUGUUUCUGCUGCAGCUGUGGUCACAUCUAUCAGCAGCUGGUGCUACCAGGAGUCUCUGCCAGAACUGCCCCUCUCCUGCACCCCAGUGGCCAGAAUCAUGAGCCCUGGCUCCAUCCCUCGAAAGAUGAGGUUCUAACAUUGGCCAGACAUUUCUCACCAGUUCUGUGAGAUACCACAUAAAAUGGAGUUCUUUGGGCAAAACUUUUAGGAAACAAUGCUUACUGCAUGGGCUGAUAUUCAGCCCUAGCCCAUUCUCAAGGGUACCACUUGAGAAUCAGCAGUUUAUGGCUGAGGUCCAUUCUAAGUGGUUGGAGUCUAUGCCAUGCCAGUUAAAUAUUUGAGUAACACCUUUGUAUACUGUAACUAUUAUAUCCUCUCUGUAUAUAGAGAGAAAGACCAUAUUAGCAUGUUGAAGGCUCUGAGAACUUAUUCAUACAGAGAAUUGUUAAGCCUCUUUUAAUGCAGUGUUUCCUAAAUGGAUUUGACCUCUGUCCUUUCUAUUUCACAUCCCACAGAACUGGUGACUCCAUGAAACACACUGGUGAACACUGGGUUAGAGAGUAAUGAGCAAACAGGAAAGAGAUAGUGAUCAGGCACCAGAGUCCUUUUUUUUAUUCAAAUGAAAGCUGAGGGGCAGACCUCAUUCCUGUGUGGGUCCAUCACCCUUUCCCUGAUCAUCCAAAUAUACAUCCACACCUCUUACCCCCACCUGUUGAAAAAUAGAAACAAGAACCUUUUCACCCUUAUUCCAACUCCCUUCAUCUUCCUCAUACACAUGUUCAGAUGAGCGAUCACGCUACAAUGCUAAGAGAUGGACUUAUACCCCACCAAGGGACCCAGGCCCACACAGAAGAAAAAAAUCUUUAUCCCCGUGAACAGACCCCUCUCCUCUUGACUGUGUCUUUUUGUGUCUAUGUGUAUCUGUGUGCAGGGUCUUUGAAGAGAGCAUGCAAAGUGCAAACUGUACAAGCUAGAUUUUCUAGGGACUGUUUUCUGGGGAUGAGGGUAGUAGGGAUUGUAUGGGAUUUUUUGUUUUGUUUCAAGAUAGGAAGUAAGCUGAGCGAUUAAGGGAGCCCUGGUGGAAAGGGUUAAGUGACGGGUUAAGCUGUGAGAGUUGAGGUGUAAAGCCUUCCUCGGUAUUACUGAGAUCAAGACAACUGUGGAUAAUAUAUGUCUAGGUCUAAAUCUCUGGGCCACAGAUUCUUUUUGCCUGGGAGAAGAGAGAAAGACACAUCCUCAGUGAGGUGAGCUGUUUCUUGUCGAUUUCAAGUAAGGUACAUAUAGAAGCUUUGUGCUGAGUGCUUUCUUUGUCUUGUUUUAGUGCUGGGAAAUUAGGACAGGAAUCGCAGUGCUUGCAGGUUGUUGUCAUCUCUCUUAUUUGACCUUGAUUGCCUUAUCAAGGAGACAGUUUUUCUUGAGGAUCUCAUUCUCCCAGAAACAGAAUUUUAGGGGAAAUGGCUAUGGUUUAGCUUUUCAGCUGAUGGGGGGCGGGGGGGGGUGUGCAUUGGGUUUACUUCCCAAUUCUGGGAAGGUAGCCACACUAAGACUCUUUUAACUCCAGGACUUGCAUAAGUAUUCUAGCAUCUGUUGGUUGAUGAGUUGGUCAUUGUUUUGCUUUAUUGAUAAUGUGUUAAUACCAAUCUUAUAAUUUAAAAAUUAUCUUGUAUGUAAGAGCAGUUUGGGGUUAGGGAGAGAGGAGCAAAGCAGAUGAAAGUGGGAUAAUUUCUCUUUAAUGCUUAGAUUCUGGUUUUUCCUUAACACACUUAUUUCUCGACCACAAUUGGUGGAAUUAACCAGAGAGGCAAGAGGAAGUAAGCUGCAACAAUCUAGUUUAGUGAUUGUCGCAUUUGCUUAGGAAAAACUGGGUGAAUCACAGCUCCUUAGAAUUCUGGACCCAAAUGGAGCUGAAAAUAGGGUCAUUUUGUUGACUGGGCUUCUUAGAGUGGAUAUGACUUGAGCAACCCAGCCCCCACCUCCGUUCUGCCACUCAGAGCAGCCUUCCUUCUUUGCCUGGAAUGCACUUCUCUUGCUUACGUUCCUACAAAUAGAGCAAAAUGGCCAGCCUUUUGUAAGGUCCUCAGAGACAGGAGCAUUUUAGGAUUAGAGAUACCCCAGGGUAUAAGAGAGUAUUGGAUUCCAGUGGUAAAACUGGACUGUGCCAUUUCUUUUACCCUCUCACUAUGCCUCAUUCAUUAAUGCAGAUCAGCUCUAUGUAAGCAAUGGUUCAGAACCUGUUUUAGGUCACAGACCCUUAUGAGACUCUGAUAAAAACCAGAAACACCCUUUUGAGAAAAACAGACAUUAGCAGUUCACUUAGUUUUAUAUACACAUUUAGCAGGUUCAGAGCCUAUCCAUGGAAUAACUAAACUGGGGUCAUUGGGAGUUACCCUGACCCAAUAUGAUCAUUUAUAUAUUUGUGUCAAAAGUUACAAGGCAAGGAUCACUAAAUAUUUUAAGGACUAAGAUAUCAGAGGCAGUAGGGUAUAAAGACAGAGUCUAGUCUUUAAUGACUAGAAGAGUAUUGCUGAUAUUCUACUCUAUUUUUUUUUUAAAGAUGACAAGCUGACAAAUGGAGCUCCUCACAAACCUUAUUUUAAAGACUUGUGGGAAGUGACUCUCUGUACUAUCAGAUCACACAUCUUAAUAACCAAAUGUUAACCUCCAGCAGUUGAUCUGUUUUAGUAAUUGUAAGGAUAGCAAGUAAAGCCCCCAAAGUGUGGGUGCAGUCAUAGCACCCAAAUGAAAGGCAUGAUGGAGUCUAAAAGCUUUCUGCAGAAAGGACAUCCCUUUAGGUCAUUUCUGGUAUACCACUGUCUUCUCUACCUCGGUCCAAUACCACUUCCCUUGGACGAAAAAAUAAAAUAAGCAGCAGCCAUCAGAUGGGUGAAUAGAUUUGAAUGAUUUUUCCCACAGGGAAUCUCCCAUCUUUCUCCUAACUGGCUUUGCCACAUGUCCACCCUACCCCCUUUAAAUAAAAAAAAAACCUGUC
Zalophus californianus (California sea lion) is the source of this 4522-nucleotide messenger RNA. RefSeq names its product zinc finger protein 641 (gene ZNF641). The record is from RefSeq and is a predicted model, not a curated record. The transcript has 6 exons. Lineage: Eukaryota; Metazoa; Chordata; Mammalia; Carnivora; Otariidae. Bases 255 to 1529 code for a protein of 424 amino acids. Gene Ontology annotation, biological process: regulation of immune system process; regulation of cytokine production; negative regulation of transcription by RNA polymerase II.